AUGGGUGAUUUUAACGUUGUGAGAUAUCCAGAAGAUAGACUUAAUUCCACUUUUGAUCCAGUUGUAGCCAGGCUUUUCAAUGAUUUUACAGAGAAUAAUAGUCUUGCGGAGUUUGCUAUGAAAGGCGCCAAGUUUACUUAUUUUAAGAAGAAAGGGAGGAAGUUUAGCAAGCUGGACAGAAUUCUGGUCAAUCAAGACUUUUUUGAUUUAUGGUCGGAUGGGUGUUUAACGGCCUUACAAAGAUUCUUGUCUAAUCAUGCUCCAAUUCUCCUAGUUACUGACUUGUCGAAUUUCGGGCUCGUUCCUUUUAGAUUCUUCAACUCUUGGCUUGAAGAAUCCGAUUUGGCUAAUGUGAUUUCUAAAGCUCUGGAGGAUUUUCAAGGUGGUGACGGGCCGCGGGAUGGUUUGUUAGCUGAUAAAUUAAAACUCAUCCGGGAUCGUAUAAAGGAGUGGGUCAAGGGCAAGAAAAUAAAGGAGGGUGAAUCUAAAGCUUCGAACACUGCCGACUUAUUAAAUGUGGAAGGGAUCAUGAAGCAGAGAGAUCUCACAGAUGAGGAAGAAUGGGUCAGGGCCGAAUGCAUAAAAAACUUGGCAGAAUUCGAAGAUAAAACGACUAAAGAUAUUCGUCAAAAAUCUCGAGUGAAUUGGGCGUCUUUUGGGGAUGAGAAUUCAGCGUUUUUUCACAGAUCGAUCAAGAUUAAAUCGGCUUCUAGCAAGAUUCACAGACUCACUGUUGAUGGUCGGUGGUGCAACAAUCCGGUUCACGUGAAGAAAACGGUCCAUCAUUUUUUUAGAGAUCGGUUUAAAGAGCCCUUGAAGCUUAGGCCGUGUAUGAGCGCUUUAUCCUUUAAAUCCAUUUCAGUAGAGGAGGCGACGAUGCUCAUCCAACCGUUCUCUAGAGUAGAAGUUAAACAAGCAGUUUGGGAGUGCGGUGAUGAUAAGGCCCCUGGGCCCACUGGUUUUAAUUUUAGAUUCUUCAAACGCUUCUGGAACCUUUUUGAAGAAGACUUCGUCAAAGUUAUGGAGAAUUUUUUUUGA
Molecule: messenger RNA, 1038 nt
Organism: Helianthus annuus (common sunflower)
Lineage: Eukaryota; Viridiplantae; Streptophyta; Magnoliopsida; Asterales; Asteraceae
Exons: 1
Coding region: 1-1038 (345 amino acids)
Source: RefSeq, a predicted model, not a curated record